GUCUCCUCGAAGCAAAGCCAUACAAACCCAUUUUGUUUUCUGUAGUAGUAGAACUACUCCCCAACAAUUAUUUUCCUUUUCGAUGAUAGACAAAAGAGUCCAAAAAAUACUCUACUCCAUCGACACUCACGAGAGAAAAUAUCACCAUGUCGUCGAGCGGCGGCGGCGGCGGCGGUGGGCAGAGGCUGAACAAGUUGCUGGUGAAUGUGAAGAUAGAGAGGAGCCUAGGCCCCGUGCAGGUGUUCAUGUCGCCGGAGAGCCGGGUGAAGGAUUUGAUAAAGGCGGCGGUGGAGAUUUACGUGCGGGAGAAGAGACGGCCGUUCUUGGAGGAGAAUGAUCCUCGUCGUUUUCGACUUCAUUACUCCCAGUUCACCUUCCAGAGUUUGGAGGAAGAGGAAAAGCUGGUGAAUUUGGAAUCCAGGAAUUUCUUUAUGUGCUCAAGGCCUUCACCGACCACAACCUCGUCAUCAUCGGCCGGUUGCUCAUCGGAGGACUCUGAAACAACGGUGGCAUUCAAGACUCCUUUCCUUUCAAUAAACUGGAUAGACUUCUUGCUUUAGGAGAAUAAAUUAAUUACUAUUAGUAUUUUUUUUUUUAUUUUUUAGGGAAAAUCAGUAUUCAUUUAUUGAAAUGUCUACUAUUAUGUAGUGGAAGAGUGAAUGAAUAAUUGAUUGUGACAUGAAUUAAAUAAGAGUAUUAACUGGUAAUUUUGUUUGUGAUUACAGUGAAGAAUAACUCCUUCGAGAUCAGAUUCAACUAUCCGAAGAAGGGAGAGUUACUAGCUAGUUGUGCACCUAGCUAACCAACAGUAGUAAAGCGCUCUCUACUUCGCCAUUGUGAUCGUUAUUGAUUUGUGUGGGUUCUGUUUCGGCCUAGAUAUCGUAGUAAGGGGUUACCGAUUAUAGUCUUAAGUUCCGAUUUUGAAAUUUUAUGUUUCGAUGGACUGAAUGUGAUUGGAGAAGUGAAGUGGUAAGAGAGUGAAAUCUCGGACCUGUACUUAAAUUAAUUAACUAGAGAAGCCAGUAGUUCACUGCGUUUCGCAUCAAGCGAGCGAUGUGAAAGGUUACAUGUGAUUGUAAGAGGGAAUAAACUAAUACGUAAGGAAC
Messenger RNA from Linum tenue, 1106 nucleotides. The record is from the annotation of a GenBank genome assembly. NCBI's taxonomy places the organism in Eukaryota, Viridiplantae, Streptophyta, Magnoliopsida, Malpighiales, Linaceae.